Cladophialophora yegresii CBS 114405 is the source of this 1344-nucleotide messenger RNA. RefSeq names its product DnaJ like subfamily C member 2. Lineage: Eukaryota; Fungi; Ascomycota; Eurotiomycetes; Chaetothyriales; Herpotrichiellaceae. The transcript has 3 exons. Gene Ontology annotation, biological process: 'de novo' cotranslational protein folding; regulation of translational fidelity. The record is from RefSeq and is a predicted model, not a curated record. Gene Ontology annotation, cellular component: cytosol. Gene Ontology annotation, molecular function: ribosome binding; Hsp70 protein binding. The coding region runs from base 1 to 1344 and encodes 447 amino acids.
AUGGCGGAAACAAAACUUGUCCCGGCUCCUGCUGCGGACUGGAAAGGCGACAGCGAUGAGAACCCCAACUUUCGGUCCCUGGGCAAAUUGUCGCCGCCAGUGAUGCGCAAGAUCGAGCCCUAUGGAGCCUCCUUCCUUGCCUACGCACGUCGCAAGCGCCAUGGACGCACUUUCAGCGAAGACGACCGUAUCCAAGCCCUGUCCAAGGUCAAGAAAUCCGAAGACGACGAUGACGGCGAGAUCAGCGAGCCAGAAGACCCAAUGAUGCUUGCCCGAGACGCAAAAGACUGGAAGGGACAAGAUCACUACGCCGUCCUCGGCCUCUCGAAAUACCGCUACAAAGCCACCGAUGAACAAAUCAAGAAAGCUCACCGCAAGAAGGUCCUGCGCCAUCACCCCGACAAGAAAGCCGCGGCCGGCCAGUCAGACGAAAACGACAGUUUCUUCAAGUGCAUUCAGCGCGCGCACGAGAUCCUCACAGACCCUGUCAAGCGCCGUCAAUGGGACUCGGUCGAUGAAGCCGCAGACGUGGAACCACCCACCAAGAAAGACAUGCAGAAAGCGGGCAAUUUCUACAAGAAGUGGAGCCCCGUCUUCCAGAGUGAGGCGAGAUUCAGCAAGAACACACCAGUGCCUAUGCUCGGCGACGAGAAUUCUACGCAGGAAGAGGUCGAGGCCUUCUACGAUUUCUGGUACAACUUCGACAGCUGGCGUACAUUCGAGUACCUGGACGAGGACGUGCCCGACGACAACGAAGGGAGAGACCACAAGCGCCACAUAGAGAAGAAAAACGCCAACGCCCGAAGGAAGCGCAAGACCGAGGAUACCGCCCGUCUCCGCAAACUUGUCGACGACUGCCUGAGCUACGACGAACGCAUCAAGAAGUUCCGCAAGGCCGCGAGUGCCAACAAGAACAAGAAGCGUCUGGAGAAGGAAGCUGCGGCGAAGCGAGAGGCCGAGGAGAAGCAGAAGGCCAAGGAAGAAGAAGAACGCAAGAAAAAGGAAGAAGAGGAGAAGGCCAAGACUGAUAGAGAGCAGUCGAAGAAGGCGAAAGAGGCUGCGAAGAACGCGGUCAAGAAGAACAAGCGUGUCGUGCGAGGAGCGGCCAAGGACGUCAACUAUUUUGCCGAAGGCGAGCCAAGCCCCAAGGCCAUCGACGAUACCCUCAAUGAUGUUGACAAGGUUUUGGCCGCCGUUGAUCCCGACGAGCUCGCGGAUCUAGUCUCCAAGUUGAACGUGGCGGGCAAGGACGCUGCGAAGGUCAAGGAGGUCUUCUCCGAGACAACUGGCGGACUGGUCGGCGCUGGCAAGCUGAAAGAGGGUGACUUGAAGGUUUUCAAGUGA